CGUGUUCCAUCAAGAAACCCGCGAGUUUUGCUUCAAACUGUUUGCAUUUGAGUAUCUGCAUUAUAUAGAUACUUCUAUAUUCUUUCAUCGAAUGUGGGAGAUCAUCUGAACUUCAUUGGAAUUCCCUCUUAAGCGCGCAUUAAAAUAAAUGGGAAUAAUACGUUUUAUUGAUCGCAGCCUAUCUGUCCUGAUGUCCACAGCAGCAGCCAGCGCCAGGCUGGGCAAGAAGUUUGCCGAGGGCACGCAGCCCUUCACGGUCCUCAUCGAGGGUAACAUCGGCAGCGGCAAGACCACUUAUCUGAACCACUUUGAGAAGUACAAGGACGACAUCUGCCUGCUCACGGAGCCCGUGGAGAAGUGGCGCAACGUGAACGGCGUCAAUCUGCUGGAACUGAUGUACAAGGAGCCCAAGAAGUGGGCAAUGCCCUUUCAGUCUUAUGUCACGCUGACCAUGCUGCAGGCGCACACAGCGCCCACCGACAAGAAGCUAAAAAUAAUGGAGCGCUCCAUUUUUAGCUCCCGGUACUGCUUUGUGGAGAAUAUGCAUCGCAAUGGUUCGCUGGAGGCGGGCAUGUACAACACGCUGCAGGAAUGGUACAAGUUCAUCGAAGAGUCCAUCCACGUGCAGGCGGAUCUCAUCAUCUACCUGCGAACAUCCCCGGAAGUGGCGCACGAACGCAUCAGGCAACGCGCUCGCUCCGAGGAGAGCUGUGUGCCCCUGAAGUAUCUCCAGGAGCUGCACGAACUGCACGAGGAUUGGCUCAUACAUCACCGCAGAACGCAGGCCUGCAAGGUGUUGGUGCUGGACGCCGACUUGAAUCUGGAUAACAUUGGCAGCGAGUACCAGCGCUCGGAGACGAGCAUAUUCGAUGCCAUCUCAGGCACGCAUCAGCCGUCGCAGGUGCUGGUCUCGCCCAGCAAACGCCAAAGAAUGUCCAGAUAACUAAUAUCAUUUGUUCCGGCAAACAUUUGUAGCACUAGUACCUAAUUUUAUGUAGUAAUUGACGAGGUUGUUGCGCUCUCAUUCCCGCUGGGCCGCACACAAUCGGAGCCAGUGCAAAUGUAUCAGCUUAUCCUACUAGAACACUUCAAUCCUAUGGUGUAGAUACUUUAACAAUUAUAAUCGCAUUAUAUUCUAAUCCUCUUAAUGUAGCAAAUAAGUUCAA
This is a messenger RNA of Drosophila guanche, 1166 nucleotides long. Its product is annotated as deoxynucleoside kinase. Gene Ontology annotation, molecular function: deoxynucleoside kinase activity; ATP binding. The coding region runs from base 149 to 943 and encodes 264 amino acids. Gene Ontology annotation, biological process: nucleobase-containing compound metabolic process. NCBI's taxonomy places the organism in Eukaryota, Metazoa, Arthropoda, Insecta, Diptera, Drosophilidae. Gene Ontology annotation, cellular component: cytoplasm; mitochondrion. The transcript is spliced from 4 exons. The record is from RefSeq and is a predicted model, not a curated record.